AUGUUUUUUUAUCGUGGUAAACCAUUAACUUCGAGAGCGAGUAGUGAAACGUCGUUUUCGUCAGAUAAUUCGUUUUUAUCCAACCGGAAUGCCACAUCCGCUGGUAUUUUACGGCAGUUAUCUGUUAAUGAACUUGAUGAAAUUAAUUCAACAGGUUUCAAUCAAGAAUAUCCCGUACAACGAGAAUUAUUUGACACUUCACGGCCAUUGUUUACCAUACCGCGUCCGACAAUCUAUCUUCCGAUGAACAAUUCCGAACGAUCACGACGAUUUUCUCGAACAUCAACUCCUUCCACAAUAACACAUUCUUCCGAACGAGCGUUUUAUCAAAACUUACCACCACCUCCUCCGCCUCUUCCAUCGUUACCAUCGCUUUCUACUCAAUACCCGAUCGAUUCUCAGCUUCUGUUUCCUCCACGUGCCCAACGAUACGUGCCAUUGCCCAUGAAUUAUCCGAUCAAAAAGCGAAAAAAGUCCGCACGUGAAAAACCACCAGGUCUGUUCACCACUCUCUUUGCCGGUGGUCUAAGCACUCUCGCAGCAUUGAUCUAUCUAAUCGUAAGUCUCGCUCUACCUGCCGCCAAACUCACUUUCGGUAUUCUCUACUUAAACGAAUGUCCUGUAAAUAAAAACAUUCCGCUAUACAUGAUUACUGCAGGUGCUUGCGGGUUGACUAUCGUCAUUCUAAUCGUUCUCUCAUCCGCAUGUACGCUUUGUCGAACGAUGUCCGAUGCCAGAAGAUCAAUACAUGGUUUUAUGAUAUGUACAAUAGCAUUGGUUCGUGGCAUGCAAGGCGUUCUGACAAUCUUUCUCAUCAUUUGGUUUUUCUUCGGAAAUUUUUGGGUGUUCAGUGUUCGUUAUCGUGUUCAAACGGAAAGGCCCAAUGAUGCGAACAAUUAUUGUCAUCCUACACUUUACUGGUUUGCAUAUUGGAUUCUGAUUUUUACGUACAUUUAUGCCGUGUUUACUUAUUGUUUGAAAUUUUGCAUUAACUUUUUUUGUUGCGGUGCAUUUGACUCGUGGUAUAGAGCAUUUUCAUAA
Adineta ricciae is the source of this 1041-nucleotide messenger RNA. The record is from the annotation of a GenBank genome assembly. Lineage: Eukaryota; Metazoa; Rotifera; Eurotatoria; Adinetida; Adinetidae.